UGUGAUGUCAUUGGUUUUGAUUUGGACCACACUCUCUGUCGGUACCAUUUGAAAGAGACCUCCAGGGUGAGUUUAUUUGUAGCUCACGAGCUACAGCGAACGUUGCGAGCUGUUCUUGGCAUUUCUGACAAUGCAAUACAGUAACAAUGUAGCCGGCUAUAGCUACCAAGUAGCCUAACGAUUGCCCGCAACAUCACCAUCCUUUCCAACUCGCAGUGUCAAGUCGGUCAUUCAUGGAUCGCUGCAUUUCAUCAAUAGCUACUACUCACAAUGUAUUACGAAACGAAUGGAAUAUAAAAUACUUCCUACAUGGUGUUCAUAUGCUAAACGUUGCAGUCGUGAUGCAAGCGCCAAAACCUAAAACGACAUUGUUGUAAUGCAGGGGAUUCUUUCGCUUUUGCAACAUGAUAUCGCUAACAUAACACUGUAUACUGUAUGUCGUUAUACUGCAUGCAUAAAUGAAAUGUAUAAGCAAUAUGCUUGCAACAACAGAUUAGCCAGCAGGCCCUUAAGGUGUCUGUGUGACAUCUGACUGCCAGCUGCAGAAAACCAAUGGCAUCCUCUCUGUCAGGAACACAAAUGACAUUGAAGCCAUGACUUUACAAAUAGGUUUUCAAUGCAUGCGAGGCAGCUCCAUCAUGGUAGCUGUCAAUACAGUACAGUGUGUAUGCAUUUUACAGUAAUACAUGUUCAGUGUCACUGAAUGUUCACCCCACCUGUGGAUAGAUUAUAACAGUGACCCUAUAUUAUUGUGCUUCUUUGCAGCUGAUCUAUGAGAGCUUUACCAGGUAUCUGGUGGAGCAUAAAGACUAUGACAAGGACCUUCUCACACUGACCCCUGCUACCUGGGAUUUCUGGUGAGUCACUAGCAGCAGCAGCAGAAUGACUGAAUAAAAUCAUCCCUUCCUCUCUAUUCUGUAAUCAGUAAUGACCGUGGUGUGCCCUUGUAAAUUCAGACCACCUGCAUGCAUCAUUCCACUACCCCAUUUUCAGGUUGGAUAAAGGGCACUUUUUAAGCAAAAAGGAAGAUGCUGAAUAAUGCUCACAUAUUCUUAUCGUUAUUGCUUAGCAUAGGACAUUGAUCAACAUGCUUAUUUUUUGCCAAUGACCACUAUGAAAUGUGUAUUCUGUAUGUCCAGUUUCAAAGGCUUAGUGGUAGACCUUGAGGAUGGAAACUUGGUUAAGUUGGCCGAAGAUGGAACUGUCUUACGGUACGAUUACAGUUAAUGAUACAGUUAAAUGCAUGCUUUGAUAUUGCUUUCCAUUUAUAUUGAUAGGAAAAAUGCCUGUUUUGAAGUGUUGGUAUGAAUGUACAGUAUUUGGGCACGCAUGUCUUCUCUUUGCACCCAAAAUGAAUAAAAAGCCUGACUUUAAACCUGUUUGUUUUGAUCAGAGCAACCCAUGGGACCAAUAACCUCAGAACAGAAGAGAUCAUUAAACAUUACGGUCCAAAAAGGGAAUGGAAGCACUUCAAUAGCCUCAAUACCACAUUUACGAGAUCUAGUAAGUCUUUCAUCUUGGAAUCUGUUUCCCCUCCAAUCGUUGUGACAGCAUUUGUUUGUUUUUUGUGAUGCAGUUGAAUUUUCAUGAUAAUGCAAUCUUCUGAAAACAUGUACUUUUUUUCUUCUCACUUUAUUUCCAAUGUACAGAGUGAUGAAUGAUUGGAUUGUUUCUCACAAUAAAUAUCUUCUGUUUUAUUCUCCGCAGCAAAGUACUAUUUUUAUGACAACUAUUUCGAUCUACCUGGGGCUCUUCUCUGUGGAAGGGUUGUGGAUAUGUUGCACAAGGUAAAAUCUAUUAAAAUAAAUGUUCAUUAUGAUUAUUAAUAGAUAAUUAAUGUUUACACAUUUGUUAAUAAUAAAACAUAUAAAAAACAACAACAUAUAACGAUUUAAUUUCAAGGACAUUAUUUUGUUUUUGUCAACAGCGUGGGAAUGAGGUGAAUUCAGACUUUUGGAAAGACAUGGUUGCUGCCAUCGACCACAACUACAACACAUCAGCAUUUAAA
Molecule: messenger RNA, 2008 nt
Organism: Coregonus sp. 'balchen'
Lineage: Eukaryota; Metazoa; Chordata; Actinopteri; Salmoniformes; Salmonidae
Source: the annotation of a GenBank genome assembly